Molecule: messenger RNA, 2310 nt
Organism: Pelmatolapia mariae (spotted tilapia)
Lineage: Eukaryota; Metazoa; Chordata; Actinopteri; Cichliformes; Cichlidae
Product: torsin-1A-interacting protein 2-like
Exons: 12
Coding region: 171-1952 (593 amino acids)
Biological process (GO): membrane organization
Cellular component (GO): membrane
Molecular function (GO): ATPase activator activity
Source: RefSeq, a predicted model, not a curated record
AUCUCGAUAGAAACAAAGGCACUAAUAAACGUUCUGCUUCAGAAUUUAGUCUGCUAUGAGUGCCACACAUGCUAACUGAAAGCUAAGGAAGCGUAUGAUCUACGGCGAUAUGAUCCAUGACAUAUUAGUGAACCCUGAGUGAAGAAAAGGAAGAUCAUCUGUCUAAAGACAUGGAAAAGCAAGUCACCAGUCAGAACCCAGCAGAUGAAAGUUGCGUCACAAAGAACGAACCAUCAGAAUUAACCCCUUCACAAAUCCCGAAUGACAAAAAGGAUAACCAGGUCGAUGAACCGGAACCUGAGCUAAAUGAAAACAUCUCAACCAAGAACAACUCAGAUAAUCAUUUUGGAGAUGCUUCAGAGGAAAGACAGGACAAACCUGAGAGCACAACACAGCACACGCAGCAGUUAGAUGACCGCAGUAAUGAUGUUGAAAACAUUGGUCCUACCACCCCAGAGGCUAGUCAAACUGAAGAGCCACAAGUUACUAGCGAGUUCAGUGAAGGAAUAACACAGUCAGCAAAUACAAAUGAAGACAGAUCCUGCGAGAACUUAGGUAGUGAUCCGGCUCCUUGUCAGGAACAGACAGUUACAGCAGCCACCGCUUUAUCAUCUCAAGGUGUUGACUGCAGCGACACUAUUCAAGAUACAGGACAUGAAUGUGUUCCUUUUGAGAACAGCGCACCGACGGAGAAGGAAAGCAAACCUAGUGAAGCUUCAGAGUUCAGUGAAGGAAUAACACAGUCAGCAAAUACAAAUGAAGACAGAUCCUGCGAGAACUUAGGUAGUGAUCUGGCUCCUUGUCAGGAACAGACAGUUACAGCAGCCACCGCUUUAUCAUCUCAAGGUGUUGACUGCAGCGACACUAUUCAAGAUGAAAGUUGCGUCACAAAGAACGAACCAUCAGAAUUAACCCCUUCACAAAUCCCGAAUGACAAAAAGGAUAACCAGGUCGAUGAACCGGAACCUGAGCUAAAUGAAAACAUCUCAACCAAGAACAACUCAGAUAAUCAUUUUGGAGAUGCUUCAGAGGAAAGACAGGACAAACCUGAGAGCACAACACAGCACACGCAGCAGUUAGAUGACCGCAGUAAUGAUGUUGAAAACAUCGGUCCUACCACCCCAGAGGCUAGUCAAACUGAAGAGCCACAAGUUACUAGCGGAAGUGGAAAAUUCUGGCUAGCAGUUGCUAUAAUAAUGGCAAUCAUCGCUUUCGGGCUGCAGCAUUUUCUUCAGCCAGAAUCUCCGCCUCAGACGAAUGAUGUACGGCAGAUAGACGUCUUCCUCAGGCAGCUGGAAAAAGUAAAGACUCGGUUUCCUAACCAGCGUGCCGAGCUCUGGAAUAGGAGCAGGAUCCACCUUAAGAGACACCUUCAGACCCCACAGCCCACAGAGCCCGUGAGUCUGAUUCUCACUGCAGGCCUCAGAGCUGAGAAGACGCUGAACUGCCUAGCUCGGGACCUGGCCUCCGCCUACUCUUCUGCCCGGAACGCCUCCGUCCUCCACAUAGAUGGAGCCAGCAAAGCCAGCCAGGACAGUGACCAGGUCAAACUGGACAUUGACAGGAAGUUGCAGGGAGCUUUUGAAGGAGACAAACCUGUAGCCGUCAUUCAUCGCUUUGAAGAGCUACCUCCGGGCUCCACGCUAAUUUUUUAUCGCUAUUGCGACCACGAGAAUGCAGUGUACAAGAACACUUUUCUGAUCUUCACUGUACUGCUGGGGGAAGAAGACGAGAUUCCUGCUAAGAUUAGCUUGUGUGCUGUUGAGGAGAUGGUGGAUGACCACCUUCAAAAAAAAUUCCUCACUCAUGGCCACCCAGUGUCUUUUGACUCCACAGUCCACCAUAUUUUUCCAGGUCCAUACCUGGACAAAUAUGGUGGACUGUGGAGUCGUAUUUCUCACCUUAUCCUCCCCGUGGCAGCAGAGGAGAGAAUAGAACUUGAAGGGUGCUAGAGAGCAGAAGCAUUCAUUCUAGUCUGAACUUUCAGUCUGGGAACUAAGCUGGGUAAUUGAUCAUUUGGGAGGUAGUAGACCUCAAGGAUAGUGAAUAUACAGAUGUGGACUUCCAGAAUGAAUGAGAAUCAUUAUGGUAUGGGAUUUAAAGUAAUUUCUCUGAUCAGAUGUAAUUAUGAACAGAUAAUUGUAAGUUUAUUUGGUCUCUGCAUUAUAUUUAACCCUCUACAGCAUAGCGUUGCCCUGAGGCAACAAACCACAUUUUCAUGCCUUACACUGGCCCGUCAAAAAAAAACAACUUUUUUUUUUCAAAUAAUGCUACCAGACACAUCUCUUUCCAAUAAAAUGAUGAGUUGAA